AUGAAACUGUUGACGAAGACCAUUGCUAACAAAAUUAAGAGCAUAUUGUCUGAUAUCAUUGAUGAAGAGCAUAACGCUUUUGCCAAAGGGAGAUUAAUAACUGACAAUGCUUUAGUGGCUAUGGAAUGUUUUUAUUGGUUGAAGAAGAAGGAUAAAGGUAAGAAAGGGGUCAUGGCUUUGAAGUUGGAUAUGUCGAAAGCUUAUGAUAGAUUAGAGUUGGAGUUUGUCACUAAUACUCUGGCUACAAUGGGCUUCCCCCUCCUUGGUGGAUCUCAUAGGGAAUUGGAGAACAUAGAGGUUGAUAAGUUGACAUUCUCCUUAAUUGACCAUGAUUUGAGGUGCUGGGAUAGAAAAGCGCUUAGUGACACUUUAAAUCCCCAGGAUGUUAUAAAAGUUUCUAGCAUUCCUUUGUCUUCUAGAUGUUUGGAGGACAGGAGAAUUUGGAACUAUGAGGAUGAUGAGGACCUCUCUGUUUGGAGCGCUUAUCAUCAUUUAGGGGAUGAGAGAAGGAAGAACUUGGAUGGCCCCUCUGGUGUGCAUUUAGGACUUUUUUGGAAAAGGUUAUGGAAGGUGCCUAUCUCUGCGAAGGUUCUGGAAAAAUCUGUUGAAAUUUGGACCGUAUUGCUUCAAAACAGAACUUCACUCUCCACCGUGAUUCCGCCAUUGACAACACAGAAGAAGAAAAUGUCAAGAAAUCUAGACUUUUUGUUCUUAGACAAAUUCCUCCUAAACCUCACCACCUAA
Messenger RNA from Vicia faba (fava bean), 744 nucleotides. The record is from the annotation of a GenBank genome assembly. Lineage: Eukaryota; Viridiplantae; Streptophyta; Magnoliopsida; Fabales; Fabaceae.